AUGGCUCUUCAAAUCGGCGGUGACAUCAACGCUCAGGCUGGUCUGGCCAAACUGAACGAUUACCUCGCUUCUCGAAGCUACAUUGAAGGGUACACUGCAUCGCAGUCUGACGUGGUCGUCUUCAGUGCCCUCAAGUCGGCCCCGGCUGCCAGUCUGCCCCAUGCUCUCCGCUGGUACAACCAUCUGAAGAGCUUCGGCGAUGGCAAGUCCAAGCUGCCCGGUGUGAAGAAGGCCCUGUCCGACUUUGGUGUCACCGCUGGUGGCGCAGCUCCUGCUGCUGGCAAGGCUGCUGCUGCUGACGACGACGACGAUGACGUCGAUCUGUUCGGAUCGGACGAUGAGGUAGACGAGGCUGCGGAAAAGCUGAAGCAGGAACGCCUGGCUGCUUAUGCUGCCAAGAAAUCCAAGAAACCCGCACCAAUUGCCAAGUCCAACGUCAUCCUCGAUGUGAAGCCCUGGGACGAUGAGACCAACAUGGCAGAUCUGGAGAAGGCCGUUCGCACCAUCGAGAUGGACGGUCUGGUCUGGGGUGUGUCGAAGUUGGUUCCUCUUGCCUAUGGCAUCAAGAAGCUUCAGAUUGUUUGCGUUGUGGAGGACGCCAAGGUUUCCAUUGAGGAACUCUCCGAGAAGAUCGAGUCUUUCGAAGACUUUGUCCAGUCGGUGGACAUUGCCGCUUUCCAGAAGAUCUAA
Molecule: messenger RNA, 690 nt
Organism: Rhagoletis zephyria (snowberry fruit fly)
Lineage: Eukaryota; Metazoa; Arthropoda; Insecta; Diptera; Tephritidae
Source: RefSeq, a predicted model, not a curated record